GUCCGCCGUGUACUGUUGUCACCGACUGGCUACGAUGGUGGAGAGCUACGAGUAUUCUCAGUUCGGAGCGAUACGGGAAUUUUCUCCUAUUCAAGCAGUAUCCGGAGCAAGCAGCGGGUUCGCACUUAAUCUCUAUCAGGACUUAUCGACACAGCCAGGUAACAUCUUCUUCUCGCCUCUUAGCAUACAGAUAGCACUCGUGCUGGUGUAUCUUGGGGCGAAAGGAAAUACAGCAUUCGAGAUAGCGAGAGGACUGCAUUUAAGAGAUAAUAAGCAAGUCAUUGGGGCUGCUUUCAGUGAAGUAAUGCGACAACUAAAUGGGUACGAUGAAGUAUCGCUUCAGAUCGCUAAUGAAGUUUUCUUGAAACGCGGUUUUAAAAUAAAAAACAAAUUCAAACAUGCGGCUACUGCAUUCAACUCGGGAGCCGAGGAACUGGACUUCAAUCGACCUGAAGAGUCAAGGGCGCAAAUUAAUGGAUGGAUAGAAGAGAAAACUCAAAGGAAGAUAAAAAAUUUAAUAAAGCCAGGUGUUCUGUCAUCUUUUACUCGGAUGGUCAUAGCAAAUGCAGUUUACUUCAAAGGAGAAUGGGUAAAACAAUUCGAGAAAACGAGUACUUCGCCGAUGCUUUUCCAUUCGGAACGAGCAACAAAUGUGGAGAUGAUGUUUGUGAAGGAAAGAUUCAAGUACACUUACCUGCCACAGCUGGAUUCCCAGGUUCUUCUCCUGCCUUACAGGGGUGAGCGGUUCUCCAUGAUGGUUCUGCUGCCGAAGAGAGUAAACGGUCUGUUUGCUGCUGAGAGGAGGAUAGGGGGCAUAGACCUCUUUGACGUUGCAGACCACACAUACUGGCAAACAGUGCACGUGUACCUACCAAAGUUCAAAAUGGAGUACGAAAGAGAACUUGAAGAAAUUUUACCAGGUCAUGGCAUGGUAGAUAUGUUCGACAUACACAGGGCUAACUUCACUGGAAUCAGCGAUGCACCACUUGCAGUCAGCAACGUCAUACACAAGGCGUUCAUCGAAGUCAACGAGGAAGGAACGGAAGCAGCGGCGGCCACUGUUGCUGAAAUUGCUGUCCUCUCUACAGCCGUAUCACCGCCACCGCAGUCCAUUCUAUUCAGAGCUGAUCGGCCGUUCGCCUUCUUCAUACUAGACCUAGAGACGAGAAUGGUGCUCUUCGCUGGACGGCUCUCUUCUCCGGAUGUAUAACAAAUUAGAACGCUUAAAGAAAAUUUUUAACGCUUUUAUCAAAUAGUUAAUUACUCUUAUCGUUAUUGUUAGUAGUAUUAUUAGCCUUAGUAUUUAUUACUAUUAUUUAUUGUUAUUAUUGUUAGUGUUUCUGCUUUAAAAUACCGCUCGUAAAAAGUCAGAUAUCAGUUCAUGUAUUA
Schistocerca cancellata (South American locust) is the source of this 1389-nucleotide messenger RNA. RefSeq names its product serpin B6-like. Bases 35 to 1210 code for a protein of 391 amino acids. Lineage: Eukaryota; Metazoa; Arthropoda; Insecta; Orthoptera; Acrididae. Gene Ontology annotation, molecular function: serine-type endopeptidase inhibitor activity. The record is from RefSeq and is a predicted model, not a curated record. The transcript has 8 exons.